Molecule: messenger RNA, 5345 nt
Organism: Fusarium odoratissimum NRRL 54006
Lineage: Eukaryota; Fungi; Ascomycota; Sordariomycetes; Hypocreales; Nectriaceae
Exons: 4
Coding region: 2334-3911 (525 amino acids)
Biological process (GO): positive regulation of transcription by RNA polymerase II
Cellular component (GO): nucleus
Molecular function (GO): zinc ion binding; transcription cis-regulatory region binding; DNA-binding transcription factor activity, RNA polymerase II-specific
Source: RefSeq, a predicted model, not a curated record
CAUGAAUGGAUGAGGUGUAAGCAGGCACGCCUGUCAUCGAUGGAACUGGGGCGUGUUCCUUCCCUCCCGUCCCCUUUCACUCCAUCCCUCCUAAUCCCAUCCCAUCCCAUCCAUCCAACAUCCCCUCCCCCCCCCCCCCCCCAAACUCAGCCCGCCCCGCGCUCCAUUUGGCAAUAACAUCAUCCAUCUCGUCGACCCAAUCUUUGUUAUUCACCCCUGUCUCUCGAUCACCGUCCUGACUAACCCUAUUAAACGCGCCGUUCAAGGGCUAUAUGUCAUCGUCAGCUCCAAACCUCAUAUCACAAUUGUCGCUCUUUACUCGACGCGUACUAGUUCCCUUAGCUGUGGAUUGGAACUCUGCCCCAGCCUUUACAAGUGCUCUCAGAGCCUUUGUCUCUCUCCCACCAAUAAGUCAUAUAUGUUAAGACAACUUCAACUGCCUCUAUUAUUAGCUGACCCAGCUCUACCGAAAUCUUUCGAAUUUGUGGAAACUCAAUACCGUACGGAUACCGGGACGCACACAUCCACUUGGUCCAGUACCCUGCUCGUCUUACACUCACUCCUCCACAUGUCUAUCCACGUUUGUUUGUGCUCGAAAAGCUUUUCUUGACGGAACCCGUAUCCUUCUCCGUGAGCUUCUGAUACUGUUACCUCUGCUCGAAGUCAGCUCUUUGUGUUUUAUUCCCACUGCCAGAGUCACAUUCGAGCCCGGGCCAUCUACCCGUGAUUGAUGACCUGCUUGUCAGUGGGCGUGGGAUCGGUCCCCUCGUCAGGCAGUCAAAGGGCACCAAGCUUAAAGCUCUUGGCCGGUUCCCGGGACCCACGAGCCCAAGCUCUCUCAUUGAACAACGAUUUGACGCCCCGUCAGGCUUGCAUCUUGCAUACGACAGGCUCCUUCUUCAGGGAACAAGGACGUUUUUGGCCUUCGACCUCAUCUCCAGGGGCCCAGCCAACUGCUUGACCAGUCCACUCUGAAGUCGACCGUGUCCCCGCUGCUGCCGUUUUUCUGAUAUACGCCCCCUACGUGGAUCUGGAAUCAGUAACCAAUCUAACAUCUUCCCUAUAGCAAAGGGCCCUGACAACUUUGCAUCGAUCAAUCUCUCCUCCCUGUCAUAGGUGACAGUGCCCCUCCGUUCCCCAGCCGCGAUACAUGCAUUCCCUUAUUGUCGUUGAAGGCCCCUCUCGCAAUACCUUACAACUAUCUCAGACCUCCCUCGUCAGUGACCAACGAACGAUCUUGCAAACCGCCGCGUGACACGAGAACUAGGUUCAAGCUCCGUGUACGAGAUUUAUCAGAGUAUGACAACAAAGUCACAACCACUAAUCCUUCCCUUCACCUCGAGUUCUUCUUGGGCACGUCUGUAAGAAGCUUUUGGACCCCUUAAAAGCACCGCAUUGCACAUUUUGCUGUCCUUCAGAUAUUGAAACGGACUUGCGUUACUGGCCAAGCCGCGAUAGCGGUUCUGAUAUUCACUGUUUGUGAAGAAACGCCCGUUGAAAACCCGUUCGAAACACCCCUGACCCUCUGCACAGUAUUAUUGAGACUGAGUUGUCAGUAGCCAACCUUUGGUUACUCGCACCUUUCUGCUAAGUCGGAGUAUCUCGAAGAACGACCUGCCCUCCUUGCUGCUUAACAUCUCUACUCUAUAUCUGGAGCAACUCUAACCAGUAAACAAACUUUUGGAAAGCAUGCGAAUCGCGAACUGUUAACUAGAUUCUUUCCUACUUCAACACCACUGAAGCAUCGAGUCACUUAACAUCGCAUUAAUCGACUAAUCACAAUGGGAGACUACUACCAUCACUUCCUGUCGUCGAUGUCCGGGGCAGGGAUGAAUCCAGCGACGUCUCCUGAGGAGAUGCUCGACCCUCGAAUGCAUGGAGCACCGAUACCAAUGGUAUCUGCGCCGUUACCUGGUCCGUAUCAGCAACUUGGAUAUUUUACCGGGUUUCCAGAUCCCAUGAUGUUCAAUCAGAACAAGUCGCAGAAAGCUCGCCGAAAGUCUGCAGCUGGUACCCCUGCAGCAGUUGACCAUGUCAAGCAUCGAAGAACACGAUCAGGCUGCUUCAUGUGCCGGAGUAGGAGAGUUAAGGUAUGUAACUGAGGACUGAGUAGAAAGCAUGCCUAACUCUCCCAGUGCGACGAAACCAGACCAAUAUGUGAACGUUGCAAGAAGGGAAAUAGAGAAUGUGUCUACCCAGAUCCCCCAUCAUCAAAAGGUUCCUCAGCCUCGAGCGGUAAAUCCAAAGAUACUGCAACUUCUGCUCAACAAACGAGUCCAACUUCGUCCAAAUCAGAGGACGACGAGGACACUGAGCAAGAAAGUAAACUAGAAAUGAUUGUGGACGAAGACGAAGAUACUGAAGACCAAACAAAAUCUUCGGUACUCUCCAGACAGUCAAAAAGCGUCUCCCCAUCGACCGCAACAGCAACACCAAGUAGCCUUGCAGCUGUCUAUUCCUCCUCCGAGUUUCCUAUACAGAUGGGUGAAGCAGACUGGUCACAUCUACCACCGGAGUACCAACAAGGCCUCUCCUUCUUUGUGGAAAACCUCAACCAUUUCAAUUAUUGUAUACCACUAGACUCGGAUGGCUUUUUUACGAAGAUUCUUCCCAAUUUGGCCACUCGCCACGAGCCCUUGCUCAACGCCCUCGUAGGCUUCUCUGCAUACCAUAUCACUCUUCGAAACCCACAGGGAAAGCUCCAGGACUUUUUACAAUAUUACAAUAAGAGCGUAACGCAGCUCUUGGGCUUGUUUAAGAGACGAGAGAAGCCCAACGUUGCCACUCUUCUCACUAUUCUGCAGCUUGCCACUAUCGAGGAAUAUUUUGGCGACUGGGUCAAUCUAAUGGGACACCAAAAAGCAGCUUUCGAAAUAAUAACGAGUAUAUUCACCCCCCAGACAGUGAUGCAGACGCCCGUUGGCCGCAUGUGCCUUAGCUGGUACGCCCGAUUCGAUAACUUCGUUGCCCUCAUGGGAGGAUUCCCUACCGAUCUGCCGCGCGAAUGGUUCCAAGCGAUGCUGGAUUUCUAUCAAUCCGGGAUUACGUCAAACCCAGAUGAGUUACAUUGGAAAAUCGAUGCGUGGUCCGCACGACUUCGCCUGAUCUCUUACGACAUGUCGAUUUUGUUCGCCCGAGGCAGUAGAGGCCAGAUAUCCCAGGAGGACUUUGUGAAAGAGCACGAACAUUUGAACCAACAGCUCAUAGAGUGGAAGGAGAAACGCGACCCCGCCCUACAGGAUCCCAAAUAUCUUAUCAAGGAUUUUCCUCCGGCAGAAACUCUCGAUCCGGACGACUUUGUUAAUCCCUAUACGGUUGGAAUACUUUACGAUUUUCCCCUGUUCGACGUCACAGUUCUAUGCGCAGAAUGGAACAGCAUCAUGAUAAUGCACAAAUGCCAAUCAUCAGGAAUGAGACCAGACCAACUGUUUGCGGAUCUAAACCGCCAUGCAUAUAGGACGUGUCAAUAUUUCGAAACAUUGGAGUUCUGGCCUUCAACUCCCAGAGGCGUUUUGGUUCUGAUACAGGCAUGUAUUGCUAUUGCAGCUCUUUUCUGCCCUCAGGAUGCGAGGCAUCACAUGUGGUUCCGCCGGAAGUUUGCUUUACUAGAGACUAUGGGGUACAUUCAUCCUCUUCCGCUACGUACCAAAAUGGCAGAGUUAUUCCGAGAACCCUCCUGUGUAAACUGGUGGCUGCCGAAUGAAGAGGGAUUCAGCCCAGUGUUACAGGAAAUCCGUAAUUUUGCGGAUGAACGGAACGCUGCAGCUGUUACAGCCCAGCAAGAAAGUGUUCGUGAGGUUCGACAUAUUUUCGCUAAGAUGUCGCUGAUGGAUGAUGCAAAUGCCCCGUCAAGCUCUAGUCCAGACUCUGCGUCAAGGCCCAGUGUUGAUUCAUCCAGUUCGAAGCGAUGAUGUAUUCAGGGGCUGGGAUCUAUCCCGGAUCAUGCAAGUACACAGAAAUUGCAACACAAACUCAUCAUUAUUUAGAUUCCCCCCCUAUUUUUCUUUUCCUGCACACCUCCCUUUUGUGGGCAGAUUGUGGAGAUUGUUGUUUCUCCAGCAGGGACAAGAUUUCGAGGCAGGCGGCCAAUAAUGACACUUCUUUUCUGAGGCCAGGGAAGGAGAAACUUCGUGGUUUGUUUUGGGGUUACAAACGCAGGAAUAGACUAAGGAACCAUUACACGUGGUAUGGUAGAUAAACGCGUUUACAGCCACGGUGCUGGCACGUGGAGGAUUUACUGGAAGAUUGGGUGUUUCAACAGGCAUUUUGACGGUGGUACUGGCACCGUCAGGUUGAUUAUGUAUUGACUACUGAGGAUGACUGUGUGGUCAAUUGUAUUAUUAUACAGUGGGCAGGUGACUCUGCCAUGCUAUACUACCAUAUCCUGAAAGACAAGAUAUGAAAUCAAAUGGAUAUCACCUUGAUCCGUCUAUUACUUCUCAUCCGUUUUGGGUUCGUCAUCUGACUUGGUAUCUAUGGCCUUUGCCGCAUCCUCUGAGGAUUUGUCCUUGGCCUCUGAGGAUUCAGGGGCAUCCGCAUCUGGUGCUGAGUCUACAGAGGCGUUUUCCCUUGUCGGCUCGUCCUCUGCAAAGCCCGUAUCUGUAGAUUGCGCUGACUCAAGAGAGUCCGCAGCUGGCUCAUGUUCAUCCGUUUGAGUGUCAUCGUCGUUUGCAGAAUCUUGUCCUGAAACAGAUCCAACAACUGUCUGGUCGGCAUCAUCGUCAAUUUCUUCGUCUUCAUCGUCGUCAUCAUCGUCGUCAUCUUCUUCCUUCUCAGCUGGGGGACUGUGGGACUGUGCUCCGGAUUCUCCCAUGACUGAUUGCUCAACAAUAACAGGGACAUCGGCCACUUCUGGCUCCUCCUCCACGGGUGAGGGAGCGGUCAGGUGCAUAUCCUUUAGUUUCCUGGAAACUCCAGCGGGUUCCUCCUCCUCGGCUUCAAUAACAGUUGUUACAGCACUUCCCGUCGAAGGACUACUUCGAAUGUGUCGUCGAGUAUUCGUUCUUGUUGGAUGCAUGUUGUCUUCUUCGGCAGGAGGACCUCGUUGAUGAGAUGAAGGCUUGAGAAUGGUGGGAGGAGGUUUCUCGGGCUCCUGUUCAGUAUGGGGUGCCUCGAGUCCCUCCGCCUCGGGAGGCAACUUGUAGUUCUCAGCAGGCAGCAGAUCAUACAAGUCGCAUACAGUCUUGAACAGGACGUACAGUCCUGUCUCGGCCUCUACAGACCAAAACACACCACGAUGCUGAAACCAGGCAUGGGCGAAUAUGCGAUGCAACCUGCGGAACACAUUGACGAGAUUCUUGACACCCACAUUCUUACUGUGGUUGUCAUUAUGGACGACAAAGCGG